This is a messenger RNA of Pan troglodytes (chimpanzee), 2902 nucleotides long. RefSeq names its product VPS9 domain containing 1 (gene VPS9D1). Lineage: Eukaryota; Metazoa; Chordata; Mammalia; Primates; Hominidae. The transcript is spliced from 16 exons. Gene Ontology annotation, cellular component: endocytic vesicle; cytosol. Gene Ontology annotation, biological process: vesicle-mediated transport. Gene Ontology annotation, molecular function: small GTPase binding; guanyl-nucleotide exchange factor activity. The coding region runs from base 117 to 2261 and encodes 714 amino acids. The record is from RefSeq and is a predicted model, not a curated record.
UCCCUUCCGGCGGUCCGCUGCUCGGGCGGCUCCAGCACCAGCGCCGGCUGCGUUCCGGGCCUCCGGCCGCCCGUCCAGCCCCUCGGCUACCGCCGCCGCCUCCCCCGCUCGGCGCCAUGGCCGCUGCGGCCGGGGACGGCACGGUGAAGCCGCUGCAGAGCGCCAUGAAGCUUGCCAACGGGGCCAUCGAGCUGGACACCGGCAACCGGCCCCGGGAGGCAUACACGGAAUACCUGAGGAGCAUCCACUAUAUCUCCCAGGUGUUACUGGAAGAAGUGGAAACCACUAAAGAAGCUGGGGAAACUGUGCCCCCCGACACCUCCAAGAUGCUGAAGCUAGCACAGCAGUGUCUGGAGAGGGCCCAGUCGACGGCCGCCAAGCUUGGGAAAACACGCCUGAAGCCAACCAUGCCUGCAGCUGCUCCCAUCCCCCAGCCUGCCGGACGACACCGCCGUGUAUACUCCGAUGAAGGAGGAAAGCUCUCUCCUUUUCUGCCACCCGAGAUCUUCCAGAAGCUUCAGGGGGCAGAGUCACAAAGCUGUAAGAAAGAGCUGACGCCACUGGAGGAGGCCUCCCUGCAGAAUCAGAAGCUGAAGGCUGCGUAUGAGGCCCGAAUGGCGAGGCUAGACCCCAGCCAGGCCAUGCAGAAGACAUCCCUGACCCUCUCUCUACAGCGGCAGAUGAUGGAGAACCUAGUGAUUGCCAAAGCCCGGGAGGAGACACUCCAGAGAAAGAUGGAGGAGCGCCGGCUGCGGCUCCAGGAGGCCGCCAACAGGAGGUUUUGCAGCCAAGUCGCCCUGACCCCGGAGGAACGGGAGCAGCGGGCCCUUUACGCCGCCAUCCUGGAGUACGAACAGGACCAUGACUGGCCGAAGCACUGGAAGGCCAAGCUCAAGAGGAAUCCGGGGGACCUGUCACUCGUGACCAGCCUGGUCUCACACCUGCUCAGCCUCCCCGACCACCCGAUCGCGCAGCUCCUGAGGCGGCUGCAGUGCUCCGUGUACAGCGCCCUGUAUCCCGCCGUGAGCAGAGCAGCCGCGCCAGCCCCAGGCUGCUGCCCCCCGACCCCCAACCCCGGAAGCCGACGGCUGCGGCCCUCGCAGAGCCUCCAUUGCAUGCUGUCCCCGCCCGAGCCCAGCGCAGCCCCGCGGCCCCAGGACAGUCCCCCCACGCCCCCACUCCAACCCGGCCCCGUGGGGUCUCCCUCACCCCUGGGGGACACCGCAUCUGGAUUGCCAGACAAGGACAGCUCGUUCGAGGACCUGGAGCAGUUCCUGGGGACGUCUGAGCGGCAGGGCCGGGGCCGUGGGGUACAGCCGGAGCCCCAGCUGCAGCAGCUGAAGACCACGGUGGAGGAGAUCCACAAUGCCAUAGCAGACAGGCUGCUCUCGCUGACCCUUCUGGCCUUCGAAGGCCUAAACACAGCUGCCUCCAAGGACCGCUGCCUGGCCUGCAUUGAGGAACCCUUUUUCUGCCCGCUGUGGCCUCUGCUGCUGGCCCUGUACAGGAGCGUGCACCGAGCCCGGGAGGCUGCCCUGAGCAGGAGCAUGGAGCUCUACAGGAAUGCACCUCCCACCGCCAUUGGCAUCCCCACCAAGCUCCUCCCCCAGAACCCUGAGGCCAAGGGGGCCACUGACUACCCCUACUGCGCGGCGGCCCAGGAGCUUGGACUGCUGGUCCUGGAGAGCUGCCCCCAGAAGAAGCUGGAGUGCAUAGUGCGGACCCUGCGGAUCAUCUGUGUCUGUGCGGAAGACUACUGCCCCACCCCAGAGGCCACACCCCAGGCCGGGCCCCCGCCCAUCGCUGCAGCUGCCAUUGGUGCCGAUGACCUGCUGCCCAUCCUGUCCUUCGUGGUGCUGAGGAGCGGCCUCCCUCAGCUGGUGUCGGAGUGCGCGGCCCUGGAGGAGUUCAUCCACGAGGGCAGGAGCUGGGGGCUGUCCCCUGAGCAACAUCUGCCUGGGGAGGGGAUGGGGAUCCAGUGCCAUCCCUGGCUCUACCGUCCAAGGACGAGCACAUGGUGGGAAAGGCCUCCUCUAGCCCAGCCGCCCGGACAGCCCCACCUGCCCACCCUCAGCACCCAGGUACCUGAUCGGAGAGGAGGGCUACUGCCUCACAUCACUGCAGAGUGCCCUGAGCUACGUGGAGCUGCUGCCCCGGGACGGCCUGGCCAAGUAGGACAGCUAGAGCCCAGGGUCCCUGCAGGGCCUGGCCUCGCCUCCCAGGGCUGUCUCUUCUACACCUGGAGCCAUGGGAUCUACUGAGGACCAUCCUGGAGCCUCACGCUGCUCUGCACAUGGUGGGGGCUUGUCCACUGUGGUGUGCUCUCCAGCUCUUCACCUUCCUCACCUCACAUCUGACCCUGGAGCUUGGGGUUGGCACCUCUGCCCCAACAGAAUGGGGCUGAAUCAGCUCCGGGAGGAACCAGGCCCUGCUCUCCUGUGUAGGCCUCAGAGAGGCCAAGAAGGGAAGCUUUGGGCUUCGGUGGGUGCAGGCUCAGCGAUGAACAUCUGGCUGGGGCAGCUCCUGGGGAGCAUCAGGGAAGAGGGGGCCAUGAGCCGGCCAGCAGUGGAGACGGCAGUCCAGUUUCUCUCCCCUCUGACCCCUAGAAGGGGAGUUGUAGCCCCAUGAACUAGUUUCUUGUCUGGGUCAGGAACAAGGGCCAGCUGGGGCCUGGGGUGCAGCUGGUGUCAGGGUGUGCUGUUUGCUGAUGGGCAGGGACACCCCUGCAGGGUCUCGGGCUCUGAGCCCAGGACAUUCCCUGUCCCUUGCUCACCUUGGCUGUGGGCUGUGAACAUUCCGGGACCCUGGGCAUCUUAUCUAGGUCCUUGCAGCCCAAGGGUCAGCCCUCUUGACUGUCACAUGCUGCCCCCACCCAGCCUAAAAUAAAGAGCUCACUGCUGUG